Messenger RNA from Lolium perenne, 855 nucleotides. RefSeq lists its product as uncharacterized. The record is from RefSeq and is a predicted model, not a curated record. Lineage: Eukaryota; Viridiplantae; Streptophyta; Magnoliopsida; Poales; Poaceae.
UGCAAGGCAUGCGCUCACCUGCACACUUAUGUGACCUGCAAGAUCAAGCAGCUUGGCUAAAGAACCAUGGAGAUUGCGGAGCUGGUGGUGAUCGCGCUCCUGCUGCUGCUGCCGGCCGGGGAGGCGCAGGAGAGGCGCCCGUCGGAGGCGCACCCGCACGGGCUGCCGUUCGAGAGCCCGCUGGCGCUGUCGCCUGCGGCGUACGAGUUCUUCCACCCCAGCGAGCGCGUUUCCGGAGCGCCCGCGCUCUCUCCGCGCGUCGGGCAGCCCAGGGGGGCGGUGGUUGUGCCGGGCGCCGGCGCGUCGGCGGCGAGCGUGGCCAGAGCCGACCAGGCGGAAGGGGGCGUGGCGCCGGCGAGGAUGGCUCGACGCGGAAGCGCUGUUCGCUCCGGCGUGGUUGCAGGGGUGUUCGUCGGUGCCGCGGUGGUGGUUGUCGCGGCUCUGGGCCUGGCGUACGCCGUGGCGCGGCGCCGCGUGGGCGUGGCGCACGGUGACGCUGAGGCGGUGACCGCGCCGAAGUCGAUUGCUUGAUGGGCUCGUUAGGCCCGUACGGAUGAAUGUACUACUGUAGUAGGGGAUAAUGGUCGGAUAGUUUAUGGGUGGGCCUAGAGAGUUAGGCCAUGCAGGCGGGCUGCAUGUAAAUUAGGUGAGUUCUGUGGUUCGAGCCCAAGCUACGCAGGACAGGAUGCUGUUAUUUUUUUUUUCUUUUUUUUGAGAAGACAGGAUGCUGUUCUAGAAAUACAGCUACGCUCCCCUGAAAAUACUACUAAGUAGAAUGCUAUUGUGGGAAAUAGUAGCACGAUCGUGCUGUGAAGAAUCACGUAAUAUAAACCCCAGAUGAAGCUUUUGUUUCAA